This is a messenger RNA of Hyposmocoma kahamanoa, 1455 nucleotides long. RefSeq lists its product as uncharacterized. Lineage: Eukaryota; Metazoa; Arthropoda; Insecta; Lepidoptera; Cosmopterigidae. The transcript is spliced from 6 exons. The record is from RefSeq and is a predicted model, not a curated record. The coding region runs from base 106 to 1212 and encodes 368 amino acids.
UAUAGUCUAUAACGUUUGAAAAACAUUUACAGUUUAUGAAAAUGAAAAUUAUUUUCUUUUAUGGCUAUUAUUUGUAAGAUUAUUGUAUAAAAAUAUUUUGUGAUAAUGCAAGGAGCAUUAAAGAAGUCGGCGGAUGCCGACGUUUGUGGUCAAACUCAGAAACAACCUUUACGUCUGGAUGAAUUAUUGAUUCCAAACGUGAAUACAUGGGGCAAUGUGCAUUAUAACGUACCGUUGCGACAUUCUAAUAAUGAGACUCGAACGGCAGUGAAGAUUGCUCAUAGACAUAUUCCUCCCAUACCUCAUGCUUUGGAUUGUAAAAUCGAUGAACCUCUCCCCACACGCAUUUGUGGCAGAGACAUGGUUGUGGAAAAGGAGACAUUUCGAACCACCUCAGGGGAGUAUUGCGUCAAACCCAACCCUAACAAAGCCAUGGAAAGAUCUGAUUGCGCCAUCAACUGUAAAAGAGUCAUUUUCAUGACUGGCGUCGAGAAUAGGUUGCUAAGCCAAUCGAUAGUUCAGCCUACGAUGCUAUCAGAGAUGAAAGACAAGUUUCGUGGUCUAAGGAGAUCUCCGUUAGCACCUCCAGAGAUUACUGUCAAAGCUCCCGAUCCCGAAUAUAUCUAUGAUAUAGUAGCAUCGGGCAGAAAUGAAGUGCCGAGUAUCCCGGACACCGCGAGAGGAUUCCGUCGACUUUUGGAUCCUUACGUGUCAUGCUACCGAGCUUAUCAUAGACCAUUUCCAGCCGAGGAACAAUACCAAUGUAAAGAUCAGAUUACUUUUUAUUCGGAGUUUGAUACACCGAGGGUUCGUGGAUUCGGGCCUCGUCACAAAGAGAUGUGGAUGCCGUUAACAGCGCGCCCUUACCGCCCUGUUUAUGACAGGAGUUUCUUGAAGAAAGAGUACCAUGAAGUAGCUGCUUGCCAUAAUCCUGUCAAUAAUAUUAAAGGAAUAUUUGAAUCAGAAAUGAAGAAGAAGUACCAGCAUCCAUACUCGAAGACCGCACUCGCAAGCUGGAGCCAUGGGGAAAUGUUCCACUUAGCACCAUUCCCACCCAAUCCAUACCAGACCAACAUGGCACCGUUCAUGUAUUGCAGUGACUAUUGUCAUAUUGGCCAAGGUACUCGGCCAUGUUGUGUGGUAGACUCUUUUGCACAGGCACUGAAGCCCCACAAGGAGUGCGUCGAGAAGUACAGAGUUUCAAAAGAUUAGCGUCUUGGUUUUUAAAUUAUUUAUCUGUAUAUUUAUAGUCAUUUUAUUUCACCGUUUUCUCGUGGUCUCAUUAAUUUGUCCCACUAGUGAGACCACUAGGGAGACUUCUUUCUCAUAUUUGUACAUACAUUUCCCUGUACAUACGUAUAUAAAUAACAAAAAGGUCAAAAUUUUCAAGUAGUUUCUCUUUAACCCUUAAUAUUAAGGACACAGACAAACAACGACUGCUUAAGAGAUAUUCGA